This is a messenger RNA of Osmerus eperlanus (European smelt), 1898 nucleotides long. Its product is annotated as keratin, type I cytoskeletal 19-like. Bases 54 to 1898 code for a protein of 614 amino acids. Gene Ontology annotation, molecular function: structural molecule activity. The record is from RefSeq and is a predicted model, not a curated record. Gene Ontology annotation, cellular component: cytoskeleton. The transcript has 9 exons. NCBI's taxonomy places the organism in Eukaryota, Metazoa, Chordata, Actinopteri, Osmeriformes, Osmeridae.
UCUACUGGAAUGUUAGGGAGCUGACAGCUAGCUAGCAUCGGUCUGCAGGUGACAUGGCACAAUGGCAGAUGUUGCGUGUCGGAGGUUCCCUAACAGCUGAAGAUAGAAGAAGGGGUCAGUCUCAGUAUCCUCAUGCUUAUGGCACACAGGUCUCAAUGGAAUACCCACCAAAUCCUCUUUUGAGGGACCACGCUUUCUCAGUAAUGCCAGUAGAUGGGAAGGUGACCUUGCAGGACCUGAAUGAACGUCUGGCAUCCUAUAUGGAUAAGGUCAAAACUCUGGAAGCAGCCAAUCAUCAGCUGACCCUGCAGAUCAGAGAUCAUCUGGAGAACAGCUACCCUGCAGACUUCCGAGACCUGGACACCCACCUGAAGACAGUGGAAGACCUGAAGAAACAGAUCAGUGAGCAGCACAUCUUUCACAGCCAGCUCAAACUGCAGACAGUCAAUACGGAACGAGAGGCCCAUAACUACAACACCAAAUAUGAGGAGGAGCACAGGCGCUGGGUGGUUGUGUCUUCGGAGUUGGACUUCCUGCAGAGGCUCCAGGGGGAGCUUCUGUUCUUGAACAGACACCUGCAUCUCCAGCUUGACCAACGUGCCGAAGAUCUGGAUCUCCUCAAGACCGACCACGAAGAGGUGGUGCAGGAGGUUCUGUCGUGGGUGUCUGAACCCGUUGCUGUUGAGAUGGACUGUGCUCCUUCAGCAGACCUCACACAGCAACUGGAUAAUCUCCACACCACGUGUCUGGCGCUGGUCCACAAGAACCAGGCGGAGGCUGAAACCUGGUUCCACAGACAGGCAGAACUGUUGAGACACCAAGCGAGUGUCUGUCCAGCGGGCUCCGAGGAGGGUCUGGUAGAGCGGAGGGAGCUGAAGAGAGCCAGGCAGGCCCUGGAGGUCACCCUCCACAAGCAGCAGGCCCAGAACCAGUCUUUGGAGGCAAAUGUGGCCGAAGUGGACGAGCGGUUCGGCCUGUUGCUCGGGCGCUUGCAGCAGUUCUUAGGCUCCUUAGAGGGGGAGCUGCAGCACAUGCGUCUGUCUCAAGUACAUCAGGCUGCAGACUACCAGAUGCUGCUGGAGAUCAAGACCCGGCUGGAGAUGGAGAUCGCAGAGUACAGGAGGCUCCUGGACGGGGAGGAAGACAGAACCUUGACCUUCACCUGCAAGGCUGACGCCCCUAGUCUCUGUCUAACGAGUAGCCAAGGUGCCCUCAUAAACAACGUUCUGGCUGACCCGAGCGGCCUUGUUUAUGCAGAGGCCAGGGGCAGGGCGACCUCCAGCAGGUUCGGAGGUCAAAGACAGAUGGAGGCCAGCAGGGAGCGCGUCAGCAGUCAUGUGAUGGAGACGCAGAUGGUGGAGCCGUCUCGUUCCAGGCCAGGCGUGCCCGUCGCAGACAGGACGAAGGUGCUUCACACCACAACCACUGAUGGCUGCCUUGAAGCUCCCUCGAACAGUUUGAAGAGAGAUAAUCAGAGCAGCCGCAUGAACGAUAAACAAAUCAAUUUGGAUCGAGGUUCAAUGCAGGCUAGCACUGUCAAGACCAGAGAAGCAUGCAGCACUGAGAGUGUUGUCAAUAUAAACACACUAUCACCUAAGACCGAAGCUGGUAGUGUGACUCAUAUCAGCAACACAGUGCAAGGCUUGCAGGACGAUCCCACUCACCUGCAUAGUGAUGCUCAUCUGCAUAGUGAUGCUCACCUGCAUAGUGAUGCUCACCUGCAGGUUGGGGAAGCAGUAAUUGAGGUCAUCAGUUCAUGGAGUGUGAGUCCAGGGAGCUAUGUGGGGACUGUGAAGGUGGAGAGGAAGGGGGGGAGUGUUGAGCCUACAGAUGCCAGUGCUGAGACUGGGGUUCUAGGCAGUGCUGACGUGGCCAGUGAUGUACAGGACAAGACUUAA